Molecule: messenger RNA, 1896 nt
Organism: Racocetra fulgida
Lineage: Eukaryota; Fungi; Glomeromycota; Glomeromycetes; Diversisporales; Gigasporaceae
Source: the annotation of a GenBank genome assembly
AUGGACUUUCUUCAAGAACUAAACGAACAACAAAAACAAGCCGUUUAUGAAGAACAUUCCCGAAUAUGCGUUAUUGCCGGGCCUGGUUGUGGCAAAACUAAAACUCUGGUCAGCAGACUAAUUUACUUAUUAGCAAGUCAAAAAGCCCAGCCCCAAAAUAUCCUGGUUUUAACUUUUGCUAAAAAAGCCAUUAAAGAAAUAAAAAAACGGGUUUUUUCUUAUGUUACCACCGUUUCCCCCAAAGAUUUACAUAUCUAUAAUUUUCAUUCUUUUUGUUUUCAUGUUCUUAAUAAACAUUCGUAUCUGUUAGGUUUCCCCGAAAGUAAAUUUCCGGUUUAUGAUCGUCACGAGCAAGAAACCAUAAUUCGUAAAAUACUCUAUCAGAAUAAUUAUAGUGCGGAAAAAAAAGAAAUAAACACCAUUCUCGCUUAUAUUAGUGCCCUGGAUUUUAAUGAUUUGCUGCUUUACACCAUUGAUCUUUUUACUUAUCGCCCUUCGGUUCGGCAAGAAUAUCAGGCCCAAUUUACUCAUAUUUUAUUGGACGAAUUUCAAGACAUUAACUCGAAAUUGACAUUUAGCGAUAUUGCUAUCCUCUAUCGCAACAAUUAUCUUUCUACUCGCUUGGAACAAGAAUUAGUGGCUCAGCGAGUACCUUAUGAAAUAUUAGGUUCUUUCAAAUUUAUUGAACGGGAGGAAAUUAAGGAUGUUUUAUCCUUUUUACGAACCAUUGUUUAUCAGGAUAAUAUUUCUUUGUUGAGGAUAUUAGGAUUACAAGAAAAAAUUGGGGCUCGCACCAUUGAAAAAAUCGAACAAAACAGCGAAAAAGAAAAGAUAAGUAUCUAUGAAUAUCUGAAUAAUUUUGCUACUAUCAACAAUUUAAGCCAGGAAAAAAUGAUGGCAGGACAAGACAAAAAAUUGAUUAAAACCAGAAAUAAUUUGGUUCUUUCUUCGGUCCACCAAGCGAAAGGCUUAGAAUUUGAAGUAGUUUUUUUUGUUUAUUUGGACCAGGGAACCCUACCUUACAAAGAAACCCAAGACCUCACGGAGGAAAAAAGAUUAUUUUACGUGGGGAUAACCCGAGCGAAAAAAUUACUCUAUUUAAUUAGUAGUUUAGAAAUUAGCCUCUCGGUGUCCGGACGCUUAGAGAUUGUUGCUCCCCAAUUACUUCCCGCCACAAAAAUUAGCCAAUUAUUAUAUGUGAUAUAUGAUAAAUUGAAUUAUCUCUUUGGUUAUCUGGACUAUCAGGUGGUGACUCAGGAGAAAGCAGUUGUUGACAAAACUGACUUUAAGGAAUAUUUUUCUUUUCUCUUGGUCUUAAAAGAAAUGUUGAAAAAAUUAGGCUUUCCCGACCUGCGUUUUGCUUCUCAACAAAAGAAAAAAAAUACGGUUAAAAAUAAUGAUUGUGGAAACCACGUAAAUAAUAAUGAGAUAAACAAAAGGGAGAAAAAAAAUAAUUUUAACUUAGCCAAUGAAUUAGGAGUUCAUACUAAAUUUAGCACUUUGGAUGGAAUAAGCAGCCCGGCAGAUUACGCUGCCAGUGCCCGACAGAAAAAUUAUUCGGCUUUGGCAGUAACCGACCAUUAUAACGUCCAAGCCUUUCCGGAGUUCAGCCAGCACCAAAGCCCAGAUUUGAAAAUUAUUUAUGGUUGUGAAAUGGAAAUGUUAGAGGACGAACUACCACCUUAUUUUUUUAAUCAUUCAGCAACGAUUUUAGACCAAAAAAUAGAUAAUUUGACUUAUUGUGUUUUCGAUUUGGAAACCACAGGCUUUUUUUCGCAAUACAAUGAAAUUAUUGAGUUAGGUUAUGUUAUUUAUCAUCAAGGAGAAAUUAUUCGAGAAAAAGAAUAUUUAAUCCGCCCCCAAAAAGAAAUUCCAGCCGAAGUUUUAGCGGCCUGA